AUGCACGACAAAUAUGGUCCGAUCGUUCGUAUCAAGCCGAAUGAGGUGCAUAUCCGUGAUCCUGCCUACUACGAGGUUCUUUACUCCAACAACCAAAAAAUAGAACGAGAUCCAUGGUUCUACGGCUUCUUGCCUGGUAAUUCCGUAUUGCGCACCAUUCCAAGCGACCUGUACCGGGUCCGACGAAGCGCCCUAAGCAAGCUCUUCUCUACAAGUUCUAUGGACAAAGUCGAGCCCCUUAUUCAGGACAAACACACUCCUACCAAAACUCAUGAAAUCAUCAAUCUCACCAUCCUUGAGGCUCUCCACGUCUCUCCUCUUUUGCCGGAGCACGAACGUGCCCCAUCUCGCGUUCUCGCCGAAGCAAGCGCGCUUCUCGGUGCUGGCGUUGACGCUCCCGCCAAUACCAUGACCGAAAUUGUCUACCGCGCGCUGAGAAACCCGUCAAUACUUCAAAAGUUACGUGCCGAGCUCAAGAGCCUACAACCGCCUCCUACCAGUAGCAGCAGGAAAGACAGCUUUCACGAAAUCGGCUCAUCAGUCACGUCAGAACGCACCACCACUCUCGUUCCGUCUCGUACCCUCUUCGACCUCCCUUAUCUCCAGGCCUGCAUCAAGGAGUCCCUCCGCCACAAUCCGGCCGUGCUUUCCCGCAUGCCUCGCAUCAAUCCCGCUGAAAGCAUGACGUAUACAACACCGUCUUCUUUAUCACCAGGGCAGCAACAGUUGCAGGAACAGAAGACAUACGUCCUCCCUCCUGGCACCGUGAUCAGUAUGAGCCUCGCGGAUUCGCUCUUUUGCCCCUCUGCCUUCGCGCCGGAUCCGCACGUCUUCCGGCCGGAGCGGUGGUUGGAUGAUGGGGCUGAUGCUAAUUUUACUGUUUCUCCCGAACAGAGGAAACGCAUGGAGAAGGCGUUUGUGCCGUUCAGCAAGGGUGCGAAGAUGUGCAUUGGUCACGAGUUGGCAAAGCGGGAGAUUGCGCUUGUGCUGGGAAAUUUCUUCAGAACUUUUGAUGUGGAAUUGGAUGAGGGGGUAUGCGAAAAGGAUGUUGGAGUCGCAUAUGCGAGAGAUUUCUUUGGGCCAUUAGUGGAGAAUGGCAGGGGUGCAGUGUGGGUGAGGCUCAAGAGGGCGAUGGAUUGA
Molecule: messenger RNA, 1140 nt
Organism: Lasiodiplodia theobromae
Lineage: Eukaryota; Fungi; Ascomycota; Dothideomycetes; Botryosphaeriales; Botryosphaeriaceae
Product: Cytochrome P450
Exons: 3
Coding region: 1-1140 (379 amino acids)
Molecular function (GO): monooxygenase activity; oxidoreductase activity, acting on paired donors, with incorporation or reduction of molecular oxygen; heme binding
Source: RefSeq, a predicted model, not a curated record